Glarea lozoyensis ATCC 20868 is the source of this 1818-nucleotide messenger RNA. RefSeq lists its product as uncharacterized. The transcript has a single exon. Lineage: Eukaryota; Fungi; Ascomycota; Leotiomycetes; Helotiales; Helotiaceae. The coding region runs from base 1 to 1818 and encodes 605 amino acids. The record is from RefSeq and is a predicted model, not a curated record.
AUGCCGCGCCCAAAGCGUACCAAGGUUGCGCCUUCAGGUCCAACCCAGCGCGCCCGCAAUCCCCCUCACGAUGCGACAACCUCCCCGAGAGCUUCAAACGCUCCCCAGAGAGAGUUCGAUGACUUGUACGAUAUCAGCGACCCCGAGGACAGAGUAGUUAGAUCCGUGCAACACGUUAAGAAAGGCAACGCGCGGGAGAAGCCUGCUGCGACCACUCCAGUACGCGGAAGAAAUGUAGACGCGCCGACUUCGAAAGGCAGGAAUCAUGCCAGUGAAACCAUCAAUGUUUCACAGCCAACGGCGGAUACGGCUUCUCAUGUUGUAGAAGAGGAAAACGAUAUUGAUCUGUCUAGUCCGAGAUCGAGUCCUGAAGUUGAAAUUGGAAGGCGGGAAAGGACUACACCUGCCGUUGCGCGAUCUGCGAUCAAGAUUGGAAAUUUUAAGAGACGGCCCCGUGAACCUAGUAUUUUGGGUCGCAGAGAGGCAAUGGAUCGCUCCAGUAGCUUGGAUUCAGAUAUGGCAGAUGACGAUGGUCUAACAAGUGUGGGGAAGAGGAGCGCGAAGAACGCUGGGAUCGGAGAUUCUCACAGGAGACAGAGGGAGCUCAGUGUAGGUGACAGGAAUACGACAACGAUGGCACCAAGCAGUAUGGCACUUCCGAUGGAUAAAGGGACAACUCCGGCGCGUGUUGGAUCAGCUCUAAAGCUGGGAAACUUUAGAAGGAGAGCCAGGGAACCUAGUAUUUUAGGAACAGGCCGAAAACCACAACAACCACGACCUGAUGACGAGGAUGAGGGAGAUGAUGAUGAUGAGGACGAUUUUAACCCGGAGGACGAGUCGACACCAUUGAACGCGUCGAGAAGUAAGGCUAUGACCAGCUCGAGUGCAUCAGGAUCAAAUUCAAGAAAACGCAAACUAUCCGCAGUACAAAAGCCACAAUCAAGUCCAACGAAUCGAUCACCUAGACCUCAAGCAUCGGAAGAGCGAAUCCCCGCCACGGCAUCUGUCAGAGAUGAAGAAGAAGCCGAGGGUGACAAUGACAUGUCAUCGUCACCACUGAGCACCCCCAUUGCUUCAGUAGAAGCCCCAGAUACCCCAGAGCCUAUGAGCGAGACCAUGGCGCCUCCGAUGAGCAGCAGUCCGGCAUCGUCACCAGAACCCGAAUUACCUCUCACAAGACCAUUGUCACGAGGCCGAGGCCGACGACCUACCAGAGGUCGGACGCCUAUAACUCGAACACAAGACUCCCCAAUAUCCUCACCGCCAUCUCUGACACACUCGCCCAACCGACCGUACAUGACAAACAACUCUAAAUCUAAAAAAGUGCUCCCACCUCCAAGCGCCUUCUCGACAGCCCAAUUGCAAGCCUUACUUCCACGGCGACGGAGAAGAGGCGAACAAGAUCCCUUUGACGUUCCCAGUUCGGAUGGUGAAAUCGACAACACGGGACUAGCCUCCUCUGACGAUGAACUCUCCCAUCUCAACGUCCGUACGCGCCGUCAACGAAGCGUGGUCUCACGAACUCCCGCUCCCUCAAGGAAAUCCAAGGCCAAACCUCCCCUCAAAUCAGCUGCUAAACGUACCUACGGUGCUCGUGCGAACCCAGCAUCAGACAAGGAGAAUGACGAAGUCGAUCCAGAUGACAGCUUAGCACCGUUACGGGAUGAUAUCGAUAGUCCGGAGGAUAGCCAGGAGUUGGAGGCGAGAGUUGGGAAGGAGUUGAAGCAGGCAGCUAGGAAGUUUCAGGAGGUUGAUAAGUGGGAGUUGGAGUUUGAGGAGGUUACUGCUAGUAGCAGUUCGCCGAGGGAUGCUCGUUGA